GCAUGCAUAAAUGUAGGCCGUUAUUGUUUAUGGGCCAAAACCCAAGUAGGACCCAUUCCACGAAUACCCUUUGUUGUUCAUGAUGUGCAAGAUCCAGUACUAGAAGAAGGAUGUUGGGGCUGA
Messenger RNA from Paraglomus occultum, 123 nucleotides. NCBI's taxonomy places the organism in Eukaryota, Fungi, Glomeromycota, Glomeromycetes, Paraglomerales, Paraglomeraceae. The record is from the annotation of a GenBank genome assembly.